AUAGAUUUCAGUGCCUGCCUCACCCAGAUGUACUUCCUUCACUGCUUUUUAGUGAUGGAGUCUGGGUUCUUCGUGGCCAUGGCUUUGGAUCGUUAUGUGGCCAUCUGCCAUCCCCUGAGACAUUCCACCACCCUGACAAACCCCGUGGUGGCCAACAUCGGUGUGGCCGUGGUACUGCGUGGUGGUAUGAUCAUACUGCCCUCUUUCCUCCUGGCAAGUCAGUGGCCAUAUUGCAGAACAAACAUCAUUCCCCACACGCACUGUGAACACAUGGCUGUGAUGAAGCUGGUCUGUGCUGACAUCCACGUCACUAGUUACUACGGCCUAUUUGUACUAUUCUUUGUGACCGGUGUGGAUGUGUUUUUUAUCGCCGUGUCCUAUAUCCAGAUCCUCAGGGCCAUCUUCACCUUUUACAUGCCAGCUCUCUUCUCCUUCCUCACAUACCAUUUUGGCCACAAUGUGCCCCUAAAUUUCCACGUUCUCAUUGGCAAUGUGUACCUCCUGGUGCCCCCCAUGUUAAACCCCAUCAUUUAUGGGGUGAGGACCAAACAGAUCCGGGACAGGCUUCUCCGGCUCAUUACUCAUAAAGGGACUAAGUUUUUCUCUUGGUGCUCUGGCUCUCAGACCAAGUUCCAUGCAGAUCUGG
This is a messenger RNA of Terrapene triunguis (Three-toed box turtle), 646 nucleotides long. RefSeq names its product olfactory receptor 52N4-like. The annotation marks the transcript as partial. NCBI's taxonomy places the organism in Eukaryota, Metazoa, Chordata, Testudines, Emydidae. Gene Ontology annotation, cellular component: membrane. Gene Ontology annotation, biological process: G protein-coupled receptor signaling pathway. Gene Ontology annotation, molecular function: olfactory receptor activity. The record is from RefSeq and is a predicted model, not a curated record. The transcript has 2 exons.